AUGCAUCAUAUUGCAUUCAUAAAAAGUGUCAAAACCAAGUCUCAUACUCUCCUCAUUUCUGUCUCAGAGAAGCAAAGUGGCCCGGCAUAUUCAGCACAAGCCUCUCAAGCGCAAAAUGCUCAGACCACUCAGGCACAUGUUGAAGCUUCUCAGUCUGCUGGUUCUCCUGCAAUCCAGCCAAUUCCUACUACUUCUGUUGAUACUUCACAACCAAUUCCUACUGGUUCCACCGCAGCUGUUGGUACUACACAACCUUGGGUGACUGAAGUUUUUUCUGGUAAUAUGUCAAACAUGUACAAUUCAGGCUUCCAUCCCGUUGGACCUUCCGGUUUCUCUUUCCCUCCUCAGUACUGUAUGCCGCCAGGCUACCCGUGGGGCAUGCCGCUCGCAACUAAUGAAGGUUUUCGUCAUAAUGCGCCGGAAAUGCAGUUCCCUCUUGGCCAGCAACAAACACCAUUCUACCAGACCGGCCAGCCUUUUCCUCAGGCUACUAUGACUUAUGCUGGACCCCUCGUGCAUGCUGCUCAGCAAGAGAAGGAACAAGUUUACCAUUCCAAUAGUGUGGCUGGUGAUGAUAGAGUGGGUAACUUAGAAGAGAAAUACGAUGUGGUACAUAAAGAGUUGAAGAGUAUCCGGGGUAAGGAAGUGUUUAGCCAUAAUUUGAAUGACCUCUGCUUGGUUGCGGAUGUGGUUAUACCUCCUAAGUUUAAAGUGCCAACCUUUGAGAAGUACACGGGGAAUACUUGCCCUGAAAUGCACUUAAUCAUGUAUGUCAGGAGGAUGACGGCUCAUAGGAAGAAUGAACCUCUACUCAUCUACUGUUUUCAGGACAGUUUGGCUGGUCCCGCACUCACAUGGUAUAUGAAUUUGAAGGGUAUCACUACUUUUGAAGAAUUGGCUAAUGCCUUCAUCCAGCAGUAUAAAUAUAACUCUUAUCUGACCCCUAACCGGAAAGAGCUGCAAGCUAUGACUCAGGGUGAUAAGGAAUCUUUCAAUGAGUAUGCUCAGCGCUUCAUUCAGAAAUCUGCUCAAAUUCGUCCGCCUUUGGAAGAAAGAGAAGUGGCUGAUCUGUUCUAUGAGACUCUGAGCCCUUUCUACUCAGAGAAGAUGCUUCUUUGUGCUUCACAGAAGUUUACCGACAUGGUAGACGCGGGUGUUCGUAUUGAAGAAUGGGUCCGUAAGGGACGGGGGAGUAAAGAUGGUGCCUCUUCAGGUGGUUAUUCAGGAAGUUUGACAAGUGGGUCAUCCAAUGGUAAUAGGAAGUUCGGAAAUGGGUACCCAAAGAAGAAUCCUCAAGAGGUCGGCAUGGUGGCUCAUGGCGGAUCCCAACCUGUAUACCCCAACUACCCCUAUGUUGCUAAUAUUCCAUCACCCAUCCCAGCUCCACAAAACCCAAACUAUCAACCACAAAGGCCUCAAGCCCACCGUCCAUAUUAUCCACCACUAUAUCAAUCACAACCUUAUCAGCCGCAACCGUUUUACCAACAACCAUACUAUCCCCUUCCACCACAACAACAACAGCCUCGUCAGCCUUGUCCUCCACCACAACAACAACAGCCUCGUCAGCCUCGCCCUCCGAGAAAUCAAUUCCCUCCUAUCCCUAUGUUGUAUGGAGACUUGUUACCCUCCCUACUCGCUAGGGGUCUUGUUCAGGUUAAACCACGUCCCCCGGUGCCGAACCCUUUACCUCAUUGGUAUCGCCCAGACCUUACUUGUGAAUUCCAUCAAGGGGCACCAGGGCACGACAUUGAGCACUGCUACCCUCUCAAAGACGCAGUCCAAAGAUUGAUUCACAACAAGGACUUAUCCUUCAAUGACCCUGACCUUGUUGCUCCAAACAACCCUCUGCCACCCCAUGGGCCGACCGUUAACAUGAUUGAGAAUUAUCAGGAAGAUGGUCUCGUCACCAACGCUCAAGAUGUCAGAACCCCGUUGGUUCCAAUGCAUGUGAAGAUGUGUAACAUAGGUAUGUUUAGCCACGAUCAUAUCAAUUGUGAGGUGUGUUCUGCGGAUCCCCACGGGUGCAUUCAAGUUCAAAAUGAUGUACAAGGGUUAAUGGAUCAAGGAGAGCUGGUUGUCACAAGAGAAGAUAAGAACAUUUGUGUUGUAAUUCCUAUGUUUAAGGAUAGGACGAAACCAAUUGGUGUUGUUACUCCGAUAUUCAAAGACAAUGCCAAGACAAUUGUCGAUCCUUUGGCAAUUUGUGUGCCAAAACCCAAGCUGUUUUUCUCCCAGAAGGCUAUUCCAUAUAGCUACGAAUCUACAGACAUAGAGGAUGGUAAAGGGGUACUUUUGAGUCCUUCAACUUCGGUAGAUAACAUUGCUGAGAGUAGUCAAAUUCUGAGAAGUGGACGUAUUCUUCCGGCUGUUGUACAAGCAAAGAACAAAGCUCCGGCGAUAGAAUCAGUGCCAAUACCAGAUCCUAGCAAGGGUAAAAGUGUGUGUCAACCUAGUGGAACUGAAAACGAUGAAAUUUUGAAACUAAUCAAGAAAAGUGAUUAUAAGAUAGUGGAUCAGUUAUUGCAAACUCCAUCCAAGAUUUCUAUCAUGUCACUAUUGACAAGUUCUGAUGCUCAUAGGGAGGCCUUGAUGAAAGUGUUGAAUCAGGCCUACGUAGACCAUGAUGUGACUUUGGAUCAAUUUGGGAGCAUUGUUGGAAAUGUGACGGCAUGCAACAAUCUGAGUUUCAGUGAGGAAGACCUCCCGGUGGAGGGGAAAAAUCAUAACAUGGCCUUACAUAUCUCUGUUAUGUGCAAAACAGAUUCUCUUUCCAAUGUCUUGAUAGACACUGGUUCUUCCCUCAAUGUGAUGGCGAAGACAACCUGUGAUAAAUUGACGUAUUCAGACGGAUUUAUUAGGCCCAGUUGCGUGUCGGUAAGGGCAUUUGAUGGAUCCAGGAAGACGGUGUGGGGAGAAAUAGAUUUACCUAUCACUAUUGGGCCCCAAGAGUUUAAAGUUACAUUCUAG
Molecule: messenger RNA, 2967 nt
Organism: Medicago truncatula (barrel medic)
Lineage: Eukaryota; Viridiplantae; Streptophyta; Magnoliopsida; Fabales; Fabaceae
Exons: 2
Coding region: 1-2967 (988 amino acids)
Source: RefSeq, a predicted model, not a curated record